GCACGAUAGUCGAUUGUUGCCUUUGUCGAGAGCGGUGGACGCACGGAGACCGCUAGCAGAUUCGCAACACGUGAUUUCAUCCCAUUAUUGGGUUAAAUCGAUUGGUUGACAAUAAAACAAUGAUGCAAUAAUAUAAUUGUACAAAUAAAUUUUGAUUGAAGCGAAUAAUUUGUGGUUAUUUUCGUGUUUUGUGCGGUACGGUCGGUUGUUUCGGAAAGGCUGAUUGAAGGCUGCAAACUGGAGCUGGAUUUGCACCAACGGGCCAGCGGUCACUUCAUGAGUGCCGCUGGCGCCAUGUGCGACCGGACGAGCUUCGGCGGCGCCUCCAUGGGGCAUUUCCCCAUGGGCCCCAUGUCCAUGGGCAUCACCUCCAUGGUCCCCUCCAUGGGGCAGCAGCAGAAGAAGUCUCCAGAGGAACAUAUUAAGAGGCCAAUGAAUGCGUUCAUGGUGUGGUCCCGGCUGCAGCGACGCAAGAUCGCGCAGGACAACCCGAAGAUGCAUAACUCGGAGAUCUCGAAGCGGCUUGGCGCGGAAUGGAAGCUCCUAACCGAAGACGAGAAGCGCCCCUUCAUCGAUGAGGCGAAGCGGCUGCGAGCCAUGCACAUGAAGGAGCACCCCGACUACAAGUACCGGCCGCGACGGAAACCCAAGACCCUGAGGAAGGAGGGGUACCCCUACUCCAUACCGUACCCGAGCGUGCCGAUGGAUGCGUUGAGAGCUGGUAUGGCAGGAGGCGGCAUGGGUCAAGCCAUGGGUGGGUACUACGGAGCGGCGUACGGACCACUCGGGGCCAGCAUGGCAGCGGCGGCGGCGGCGGCGGCGCAACAGAACGCCAUCUCGGCUGCACUCACGCCGAACGCUCAGGUGGGCUCUUCCAUGGAUAUGUCGAAAUACUCGAUCGAGGCUGAAAAGUACCGAAGCUACGGCAUGUACCCAGACCCCUCCCGAGGGUACCUGGACUCGGCCGCCCUCUCCAAAGCUUACAUGUACAUGGACCAACAGCAACAACGCUCCUACCCCAUGGACAUCAACAAGAUGUACUCUGAAGCGUCCGCCGCCAUCGCCGGGCUCAACAGCAGCACUCUAAACUCUGGACCUUCAAGCUUAUCCCCGAGGUCCCCGGCUGAGUCUCCAGACAUAAAUGUCAAGAGCCAGGACAGGGCUGAAGCUGGGAGUACAUCAUCAGGGUCCAACGCGUCGCCUUCCCUACCGUAUUAUCAGGGGCAGGGACUGCUGUCGAUGCCGCAGUACCCGGGUCAAUACGCGCAGCCCACGCAGGGAGGGCCAGAGUUUCGGAGGCCGUUGACUGUCAUAUUUUGACCUGACCAGGCCUAGGUGAUUGGCUGUUGUUGAUUUGUUUUUUCGGUCGAUUGUUGGUUGCCAGUGCGCAUGUUGUUCUUGCUCUGUUUAGAGGUCGUAUUAUGUGUGAAAGAAGGUUUUGACUUAGUAUUCAAUGUGCCCUUUUGUCAAUCAUUUGAUUGAAUGUAUUUGUUAGGACGUUAUCACUCGAUAACUUAAGUUAUAAUGAUAACACUUUUAUUUUUAUUUUCGCAAGUUUUUUUCACGAUUCGUUUCGUGGCAAUCCAAAGUUCCUUUUUGAUUUUUCCUUUGUAUUUAUUAAGUAUUCGAUGUUAUAUUACUAGAUAAUGCAUUCCAAUUGUUGUACCUAUAUUGUAAAUAGAGAAUAUGAAUAGGUAGAAUUAGAAAGUAGAUUAUUGUUAAAAUUGUAUUAGUCCAUUUCAAUUGUGUUAAAGUAAAGUUUCCAUAUUCAAGAAAUAAGGGCGUCUUGCACAACAAAGUUAAAUAAAAUUAAAUAGUUUGUCUCUUGCUCUGACAGUAUAAUGUCAGAGCAAGAGGUCAUAGAUUUAAUUUUAUUUAACUUUGUUGUGCAAGACGCCCUAAGUUACUUUGUUAAGGAAACUUUACCGUUCUACAAUUUUAAAAUAUUGAAAGUCCAAAAUGAUGACAGAGAACAACGAUAUUUGCUAAUAACUUUGUAAAUAAAUGAAAAAUUAUCAAAGUAUCUACUACUUUAUAUAAGAAAAGGCUCACGCGAUGUGUCAUUAUGUAAAUAGCAACUAUUUAAGAUUAUUAAAUUCCUAGAUAACUAGAUAAGAACUAGGUAUAUUUAUAAUUACCUAUUAUAAAUUAAAGGUUUAAAGAUUAUGUUGAAGCAUUUAUAACAGUUGCCAUAUUUGAAAUUUAAUAUCCACAGAUUAAUGACAGAUAACAAAGACUUUUGUGAAUUUCUAUAAAGCGAAUCUACUGUUAAUAAGAUUAUUAUUUUGUUUUUUCUUUAGAAAUUUGUAAAAGACUUUGAUAUCUUGAAACAUUGCCACGUUAUUAAUUAUUCGCUACAACUUACAAAUUCAAAAAAUCCAGAACUGAUAUCUUUUUAUACGAUUUUAAAUUAAUUGGUAAGAUUAUGGAAAAAAGAAAUUAUAAGAAACCUAUUUUUGGUUCGCUUGAGAUUGAAUGACUAUAGAAUCUUUAUAGGACUAGUUAAAUAAUUAUUGUACUUAAUUAAAAAGUUAAUAAAGUAACCUAAAAUUACUAUUA
Plutella xylostella (diamondback moth) is the source of this 2559-nucleotide messenger RNA. RefSeq names its product SRY-box transcription factor sox21b (gene Sox21b). Gene Ontology annotation, molecular function: DNA-binding transcription activator activity, RNA polymerase II-specific; RNA polymerase II cis-regulatory region sequence-specific DNA binding. The record is from RefSeq and is a predicted model, not a curated record. NCBI's taxonomy places the organism in Eukaryota, Metazoa, Arthropoda, Insecta, Lepidoptera, Plutellidae. Gene Ontology annotation, cellular component: nucleus. Gene Ontology annotation, biological process: negative regulation of transcription by RNA polymerase II; brain development; positive regulation of transcription by RNA polymerase II.